AUGGCAGAAAAACAAAAAGACAUCUCAUCGCUCCGUGAGCCCAGCAUCGAUGAAGGGCAACUAGCCGCCGAGAAGGAGAUGCGCGAUAUCGGCGCAGACUUGUAUCAUGAAGUGAGGCAAUACUCAAGAGAAGAGCUGGAUGCUGAGCGGAAGGUCGUUCUCCGCAAAAUUGACUGGGUCAUAAUGCCUAUGAUAUGCAUAACAUACACUAUCCAGUUUCUCGAUAAGCUCUCCCUCAAUUACGCCAACGCCUACACCCUCACCCCCGAUCUCGGUCUUCAAGGGGCGCGGUACGGAUGGGUAGCCGCGAUUUUUAAUUUUGGGUACCUCUUCUGGGCACUUCCGGCCAACUAUCUUAUCCAACGUCUACCGGUCUCAAAGUACACAGGCUCGAUGAUUCUGCUCUGGUCGAUUCUCUUGGGUUGUCAUGUCGCUGCGAAAAAUUACGCAGGUAUUUUGGCUCUACGCUUCUUGUUGGGCAUGUUCGAAGCCUCAAUUUCGCCAGCUAUCAUGAAUAUUGUAUCCAUGUUCUACACGCGAUCCGAGCAACCGCUUCGCAUGUGCGUUUUUCUUGCCUUUAACGGCAUGGCGACCAUGGUCGGCGCACUACUCGGCUACGGACUGGGUCACGCACACAGCCCCCACAUCAAGACAUGGCAGCUUAUUUUUCUCGUCAUCGGGCUUUUGAACUUCGUCUGGGGAUGGAUUUUCCUAUGGGUUAUGCCAGACUCUCCCUCUUCUGCUAAAUUUUUAACGCACAAACAGCGAAUUGUGGCAAUUGAUAGGAUUGCGAGUAACAUGAUCGGCGUCAAGACGAAGCAAUUCCACAAGUCGCAGGCUAUCGAAGCACUUCUCGAUUUCAAAGUACAUUGUCUUUUCAUCAUAGGCUUGGGAUGCGGUGUCGUGAACGGCGGAGUAUCGAAUUUCGCCUCCGCUUUGAUCAAAGGCUUCGGUUUCUCUGGCAUCAGUACUACGCUGCUGCAACUUCCUACCGGCGCGAUAGAAUUCUUUGUUGUACCCAUAUGUGGUCUCGCAGCCGGAUACUUCAAGAACACUCGCUGUCUCAUUCUGGCCUUCAUCUGCUUACCGCCUUUGGCCGGCCUUCUCGGUAUUCGCCUGACUCCCUUAUCCCACCGCUGGACUCUCGUCGGAUGCACUUGGCUGCAAUAUAUUGUAGGCGCCCCGGUUAUCCUGUCCUGGAACCUGCUCACGACCAACAUCGCGGGCCAUACGAAACGCAGCACUGCUAAUGGGUUGUGGUUCUUGUUCUAUGCGGCGGGUAAUAUUGCGGGAGCUAACAUCUUCUUUGCGAGGGAAGCUCCGAGAUACUUCUCUGCGCUGACGGGACUGAUUGUGUGUUAUUGUGGGAUGGUGGUGGUUGCACUAGCUUUGAUGCUGUACAUGUCAUGGGAAAACAAGCGUAGAGAUAGGAAGUACGGACAAGGUGAAGACGAGCAGGCGGUACAGGAUGGCUUUAGUGACUUGACGGAUGGACAGGCUAAGCACUUCAGAUAUGCGUUGUGA
This is a messenger RNA of Cucurbitaria berberidis CBS 394.84, 1524 nucleotides long. RefSeq names its product allantoin permease. The record is from RefSeq and is a predicted model, not a curated record. The transcript is spliced from 2 exons. Gene Ontology annotation, cellular component: membrane. Gene Ontology annotation, molecular function: transmembrane transporter activity. Gene Ontology annotation, biological process: transmembrane transport. Lineage: Eukaryota; Fungi; Ascomycota; Dothideomycetes; Pleosporales; Cucurbitariaceae. The coding region runs from base 1 to 1524 and encodes 507 amino acids.